CACAAAAAGAUGUGGUUUUCACAGUCUAUAUGUAUGAGCGACUUGAGAGGAAGAUGAGUCAAUUAUGCCUAGAUAUAGAAAUUAAAAUCUCGUAUUAUACAUUCAAGAAGUUAAUAUCUAAUUUUGAAAAGUCUUUCUCACUAUUGAGAACAGUUUGCAAUUAUCUAGAAGAGUGUACAUGAUCUUCCACAUGCUAGCAUCAAUGAAUUGAUUAUCAAUAAAUCAUAUUCCCUUUAGCCUCCAUAUCUUUUCUCUCUAUAUCAACAAUACAGCCAUGAGGCACAUCCAAGUCCUACAGUUGUGUCGGGAGAAGUUUCGUUACUACGUCGUCUUCACCCCCUCCAUCUUUUUCAUCUUAGGCCUCAUAUUCAGCUACAAGUUAGUGGAGAAGACAUUUCUUAACAUUUUGAUCACGCGUCUCAUCGAGGCGUGGGGGGAGGAGGAGUACGACCUCCGAAAAGGUGUAGUGGUAGUCAAUUUGCAGGAAGGAACAAGCGCAGUUCUCGUUGUGCUGUUCUGUUAUGUUGCCGACGUGUAUACUGGCUACUUCCAGAUGGUGGUUAUCUCUACAGCAGUUUCCAUCAUCGGACUGUUACUCAACUAUCUGGCGGCUGGAAAUGACGAUAGUGGACAGCUUAAGUUGCGGUUAUUCUACCCUGCGUUGGGGCUAAUGGCUUUGGCGCAAGCGGCACAGACUGCAACGCUGCAAGCGUUUCUUGACGACCAGCUUAGGCCGAUGGAUCUCGACGAGGAUCUAAGACAACGACGUUCCGAAUUCUGGUGGAUUCUGGUCUCCUUUGUGGCAGCCAUUUUCGCUCAGUUUGGGCCUUUACCGGGAUUUCACUUCAAGAAACUCGCAAUAGUUCUUAUAGGUGUGGUGGGUGGUUGCGUCUUAGUGUUCAUGUUGGGUACCAAAUACUACUAUAUGGUCCCCACAAUUCCGAACCCCUUUAAAGAAGUUGAGAACGUCAUCGCCAGAGCCAUCGCUAACAGAAAUCUCGAGUAUACACUAACUACAGAGCCUCACGUUCCAUGGUUGAGGUGGUUAGACAAAGCCGCGGAGGCAGGCAGUUGGAACAGCGUUGAACAAGUGAGGAGUGUGAAGCUUUUGUUGAAGAUGCUUCCAUUGUGGUCUUGUUUCCUCUCUGUAAGCCUGGUCGCUGCUUUAGAGGACACCUUCUUCUACGAAGAAGCCAUCUACAUUUACGACGAAGAUGAUAUACGUCCCAUUAUCUUCUUCGCCAAUCUGGUUCGAUUCACAGAGUUCGUGGUUUCACAAACGUCCAGCUAUGUCGUCAGAAAACUUAAAGAGAGAAAGAAAUUCAGCCAGCAAAAGAUGGAGCUGACGAGGAUCGGCAUCGGACUGUCGUGCUGCGUGCUGUGCUGCAUCGUAGCUUGGGCGACUGAGACGCGCCGCAAGCAAUGGGCGGCUGAAAAUGAACGAGGUAAUAAACUGAUAGUAUACUGGCUAGUUCCGCAGUACUUUUUACUAGGGCUAAUUUGGGGAUUCGCCAGAGAUGGGCUUUACUCUUUCUACCAAUCUCAGGUUUCUGAGAGUUUGUCGAGAUUUGGGCCGCCAUUUGUGGAUUUUGUGAUGGGGGUUGGUAGAUUUAUGAGCCUACUCUGCGUCCUCAUCUUCAGCAGGAAGCCUUUCAAAUGGUUUCAGAUUGAUAUAGACAGCAGUCGCCUCGACAAGUAUUAUAUUUUGCUGGCAGUUUUGAGUUUCGUGAAUGCUGUAAUCUACUGUUUGGUUGCGUGGUGGUAUGGAGACGACGCCUUCCUAUUGGAUGAUGAAGAAAACGUCAGUCUUCCUCAACAAGUUGGUACUGCUCCUCGAUCUAUUGAGGGUCAAAAGGAACAGAGCAGUUGUGCAGAUAAGAUAUCAGAAUCCAGCAAGAUUAAUGAGGUAGAGGUGGAAAAUGACGAGGCGAAGGGCAUUGCUUCAUCCAUCGAGGGGCAACGCAUCUCUCGUCGAACUGUUUCCAAGCCCAGAGAGAGUAGUUCUGGAGAUGUUAUAACAGAAAGCUCCAGCUCCAGACAAGAAGAAGAAGAAGAAGAUGAAGAUGUGUUACGACGCGCAGUGAAGAAGUUUAAGCGUCUAAUCUCGAGGGCAGCCCGCAGACGCUCCUCCGACUCAACGCUGUCCAAGAAUCAAUGAAUAUUGUAACAGUUUCUUGUUAGCUUCAAAGACAGAGUGUCUACGUGGAAAGACAUAUUAGUUUAAAAUUUGUUUGGGUCAAAAUCUUAGGGCGGUUU
Molecule: messenger RNA, 2256 nt
Organism: Salvia miltiorrhiza (redroot sage)
Lineage: Eukaryota; Viridiplantae; Streptophyta; Magnoliopsida; Lamiales; Lamiaceae
Product: protein NRT1/ PTR FAMILY 5.11-like
Exons: 4
Coding region: 275-2158 (627 amino acids)
Biological process (GO): transmembrane transport
Cellular component (GO): membrane
Molecular function (GO): transmembrane transporter activity
Source: RefSeq, a predicted model, not a curated record